AUGGCGAACCUACUGAAAACAGUGGUGACUGGCUGUUCAUGCCCUUUCCUCAGCAAUUUGGGGUCCUGUAAAGUUCUACCAGGGAAGAAGAAUUUUUUACGAACAUUUCAUACUCAUCGGAUACUGUGGUGUAAAGCCCCUGUAAAACCAGGAAUUCCAUAUAAGCAACUAACUGUUGGGGUCCCCAAAGAGAUUUUCCAAAAUGAGAAGCGAGUGGCAUUGUCUCCUGCUGGCGUUCAAGCCUUGGUCAAGCAGGGGUUUAACGUUGUUGUGGAAUCUGGUGCAGGCGAAGCUUCCAAGUUCUCAGAUGAUCACUACAGAGCAGCGGGUGCCCAGAUCCAAGGGACGAAGGAAGUGCUGGCUUCUGAUUUGGUGGUCAAAGUGCGAGCCCCUAUGCUUAACCCGACAUUAGGUAUUCAUGAGGCUGACCUUUUAAAGACAUCGGGAACACUGAUCAGUUUUAUUUACCCAGCCCAAAAUCCAGACUUGCUAAAUAAACUGUCCAAAAGGAAUACGACAGUUCUGGCGAUGGACCAGGUUCCAAGAGUCACAAUUGCUCAGGGAUAUGAUGCUCUAAGCUCCAUGGCCAACAUUGCUGGUUACAAGGCUGUUGUACUAGCAGCAAAUCAUUUUGGACGGUUUUUUACUGGUCAGAUCACAGCUGCUGGAAAAGUUCCUCCAGCUAAGAUUCUGAUAGUUGGUGGUGGUGUUGCUGGGCUGGCUUCUGCAGGUGCAGCCAAGUCCAUGGGUGCCAUUGUUCGGGGAUUUGACACAAGGGCCGCAGCUUUGGAGCAGUUUAAGUCUCUGGGUGCUGAGCCCUUGGAGGUGGAUUUGAAGGAAUCUGGUGAGGGACAAGGAGGAUACGCAAAGGAGAUGUCCAAAGAGUUCAUUGAGGCCGAAAUGAAGCUCUUUGCUCAGCAGUGUAAGGAGGUGGACAUCCUUAUCAGCACAGCUCUUAUUCCAGGUAAAAAAGCUCCCAUUUUGUUUAAUAAAGAAAUGAUCGAGUCCAUGAAGGAAGGUUCAGUUGUUGUGGAUUUAGCUGCUGAGGCUGGCGGAAACUUUGAAACCACCAAGCCAGGAGAACUGUAUGUUCAUAAGGGAAUUACUCACAUAGGCUACACAGACCUUCCCAGCCGAAUGGCCACUCAGGCCAGCACCCUGUAUUCCAACAACAUCACCAAGCUUCUGAAGGCCAUCAGCCCCGACAAAGAUAAUUUUUACUUUGAAGUGAAAGAUGAUUUUGACUUUGGUACAAUGGGUCACGUCAUUAGAGGGACUGUAGUGAUGAAGGAUGGCCAAGUGAUUUUCCCUGCUCCCACACCGAAAAAUAUUCCUCAAGGAGCCCCAGUAAAACAGAAGACAGUGGCAGAGCUGGAGGCUGAAAAAGCAGCUACUAUCACGCCCUUCAGGAAGACGAUGACAUCAGCUUCUGUCUAUACAGCAGGUCUCACUGGGAUACUAGGUUUGGGCAUCGCGGCUCCCAAUUUAGCCUUUUCCCAGAUGGUGACCACUUUCGGCUUGGCCGGCAUCGUGGGCUACCACACUGUCUGGGGAGUGACUCCUGCUCUCCACUCACCGCUGAUGUCUGUGACUAAUGCAAUCUCAGGGUUGACUGCAGUCGGUGGGCUGGUGCUGAUGGGAGGACACUUGUAUCCUUCCACAACUUCUCAGGGCCUUGCUGCUCUUGCUACAUUCAUAUCCUCAGUCAACAUUGCAGGUGGCUUUCUUGUGACUCAGAGAAUGCUGGACAUGUUCAAGCGUCCCACUGACCCUCCGGAGUAUAAUUACCUGUAUCUGCUCCCUGCUGGUACCUUUGUUGGAGGGUAUUUAGCCUCCCUCUACAGUGGUUAUAACAUUGAACAGAUUAUGUACUUGGGCUCCGGCCUUUGCUGUGUUGGUGCCCUGGCUGGGCUUUCCACCCAGGGGACUGCACGUCUUGGCAAUGCCUUGGGCAUGAUUGGGGUGGCCGGAGGCCUGGCAGCCACCCUUGGAGGCCUGAAGCCGUGUCCAGAAUUGUUAGCUCAGAUGUCUGGAGCGAUGGCUUUGGGCGGUACCAUUGGAUUGACAAUUGCGAAGCGCAUCCAGAUCUCUGAUUUACCUCAGUUGGUUGCUGCUUUCCACAGUUUAGUGGGAUUGGCAGCUGUGCUCACUUGCAUAGCUGAGUACAUUGUGGAAUAUCCACAUUUCGCUACGGAUGCAGCAGCCAACCUUACCAAGAUUGUGGCCUACCUCGGUACUUACAUCGGUGGGGUCACCUUCAGUGGGUCUCUCGUUGCCUACGGAAAGUUGCAGGGAAUCCUGAAGUCCGCCCCUCUCCUUCUCCCUGGGAGGCACCUCCUCAACGCGGGCCUGCUGGCCGCUAGCGUGGGUGGGAUCAUCCCCUUCAUGAUGGACCCCAGCUUCACCACUGGCAUCACCUGUCUGGGCUCUGUAUCAGCCCUCUCUGCUGUCAUGGGCGUGACUUUGACGGCUGCCAUUGGGGGUGCCGACAUGCCCGUGGUCAUCACUGUGCUCAACAGCUACUCUGGCUGGGCCCUGUGUGCGGAGGGCUUCCUGCUCAACAACAACCUGCUGACCAUCGUGGGUGCGCUUAUCGGCUCCUCCGGCGCGAUCCUGUCCUACAUCAUGUGUGUGGCAAUGAAUCGCUCCCUGGCUAAUGUGAUUCUUGGAGGCUAUGGUACCACUUCAACAGCUGGUGGAAAACCCAUGGAAAUUUCUGGCACGCAUACAGAAAUCAACCUUGACAAUGCAAUUGACAUGAUUCGAGAAGCUAAUAGCAUUAUUAUUACUCCAGGCUAUGGUCUCUGUGCAGCCAAAGCUCAGUACCCCAUUGCUGAUUUGGUGAAGAUGCUCUCUGAACAAGGCAAAAAAGUCAGGUUUGGAAUUCACCCAGUUGCAGGCCGGAUGCCUGGUCAGCUUAAUGUGCUGCUGGCUGAGGCUGGGGUGCCAUAUGAUAUUGUGUUGGAAAUGGAUGAGAUCAACCAUGAUUUCCCAGACACUGAUUUGGUCCUUGUAAUUGGAGCUAAUGACACUGUUAAUUCAGCGGCUCAAGAAGACCCCAACUCCAUCAUUGCAGGCAUGCCAGUCCUUGAAGUCUGGAAAUCAAAGCAGGUCAUUGUUAUGAAGAGGUCCUUAGGUGUUGGCUAUGCUGCAGUGGACAAUCCAAUCUUCUACAAACCUAACACAGCCAUGCUUCUAGGCGAUGCCAAGAAGACGUGUGAUGCCCUGCAGGCGAAAGUUAGAGAAUCCUACCAGAAGUAA
This is a messenger RNA of Rangifer tarandus platyrhynchus (Svalbard reindeer), 3261 nucleotides long. The record is from the annotation of a GenBank genome assembly. Lineage: Eukaryota; Metazoa; Chordata; Mammalia; Artiodactyla; Cervidae.